Gymnodraco acuticeps is the source of this 1206-nucleotide messenger RNA. RefSeq names its product nuclear GTPase SLIP-GC-like. Gene Ontology annotation, molecular function: GTPase activity. NCBI's taxonomy places the organism in Eukaryota, Metazoa, Chordata, Actinopteri, Perciformes, Bathydraconidae. The record is from RefSeq and is a predicted model, not a curated record. The transcript is spliced from 10 exons. The coding region runs from base 1 to 1026 and encodes 341 amino acids.
AUGUUUGGCAAUGUUUGUCCGUCCACCAGCAAAACAAAUGAUAAAGGAAAGAGGAAGUUGGAUCUCCAGGGUGAGUCCAGCCAAUCACCAGCCGGAAAACGAGCAUGUGAGGAUAUACAAGUUACACAAAGAGAAGAAGAGAUUCUGUCUGAUGUGAAAAACAUCAUGAGAUGUGUCAACCAGAAACUACCUAAACAAGACAACAAGUUUAACAAGUUCCUGAAAAAUAAAAUAAAAGAUUUGGAGACAGACAAAAGGGAGGUGGUCGGUGUCUUUGGUAAAACGGGGGCUGGAAAGAGCUCUCUGAUAAAUGCCGUCAUUGGAGUGAAGGAUCUCUUGCCCUCUGGAAGAAUCAGUGCAUGUACCUCAGUGAUGAUUGAAGUGGAGGCUAACAUGCCUAACCCAAAGUAUGAGGCAGAAAUCGAGUUCAUUACAAAAGAGGAGUGGGAAGAGGAGUUGAAUCAUUGUCUUGGUAAUAAUGAUGAUCAGGAAAAAGGCGAAGAUUAUCAAGACAGUGUUGAAAAGCUGUCAGUGCUGUAUGGAGAAGAAUGGAAAAACAAAUCUCCUGAAAACUUCUUGGAUAAAAAAUACUUCAGAGAAAUUCCUGAAUUUCUCAAUUCCAAGAGUAUGAUUUUGACAAAGGAUACAGCUGAAGACUUAUCUGCAGAUGUGGUCAAAUACACACGAAGUGAGUCAAAAGACGUGAAGAGGUGGUAUUGGCCACUGGUGAAGUGUGUGACUGUCAGGGUGCCGAAGAAUCGUCUUCUCCAGCACGUCACACUUGUGGAUCUUCCUGGAAACGGGGACCGUAACAAGAGCAGAGACAGGAUGUGGAAAAAGCUUGUUGGAAGUUGUUCUACUGUGUGGAUUGUGGCUGAGAUAAAUCGAGCAGCUUCUAAAAAAGAAUCCUGGGAGAUCCUGGAAGAAUCCUGCAGCCUCAUGGGAAAUGGUGGCGAGUGUCAGCAGAUUCAUUUUAUCUGCACCAAGUCUGAUGAAAUUGGAGGUUCAGGAAAUCAGCUGACAUAAAGACGCCUGUGUCCAUAGAACUUGAAGAAAAGCUGAGUCAUGAACUUGAUAAAGUCAAGAAACCCAUGGACGAGACCCUAAUGGCUUUUGAAAAAUGCCUCAGUGAGGGGGUUGAAAAAUCAAAAAGUUCAUGUGAAAAAGUCUUAAAGUCUGUCCUUUAUCCUAAAACAAUAAAAGGUG